Messenger RNA from Prunus armeniaca (apricot), 672 nucleotides. NCBI's taxonomy places the organism in Eukaryota, Viridiplantae, Streptophyta, Magnoliopsida, Rosales, Rosaceae. The record is from the annotation of a GenBank genome assembly.
AUGUCGCAAGGCGAUGUGGUCAAGCAUGGGGGUGUCGAAGGCACAAAGCUUGCAUGUCGCAAGGCGAUUUGGCUAGGCACGGGGUGCCAAAGGCGACACAAGGCUUGCAUGUCGCAAGACGAUGUGGCUAGGCACGGGGUGCCGAUGGCGACACAAAGCUUGCAUGUCGCAAGCUUGGGUAGCUUGGGGUUUGGUGAGGCUUGUGGCCCUUUUACACGGCCCUUGCCGUUCGGCAAGGAGCAUAGGCCAAGUCUCACGGUGGUCCGAGGAUCUUCGAGUAUUGGGCACCGAGUCUGCAGCAUUACCCUUGCCGAACGGCAAGGGUGGCUUGGGAGCCUUUUUGGAGGCAUUCUUUGCUCCUUUGAUCUAGGUCCUUGGUCUAUCAGCAAGAGUGAAGGUCGCGAAGCCCAACGCCAACUGCAUGUUGGAUUCGUCGUCUCACUGUUUCAGUGCCUAACAGCUAAAACAAGCGAGUCUUUUCGUGAGAAGAUUUUUCAUGGUUCCUACCGUUCAGCAAGGCUGAAGGUUGUGGGGGCAUUCGGCAUCGGCAAGUCUCGGCUUUGGCAGCAGAAAGUCUCGGCUCGUGUUGUCACGGCUCUAGCAAGGGGUCUUCUCCGGUUCAGCAAGGUCAAAAAAUGGAGGUUUCAACCAAGUGUGGCAAGCGCUGUGUAG